AUGCUUAUUAAUACUAUUCGUUUCGAUACAGAUUUUGACGGCAUUCAAUGGGGUAAUAACUGCAAUGAACUGAACGCAUCCUAUGCUGCAGAUGGAUAUGCUCGUAUUCGAGGCAUCGGCGCUCUCGUUACAACAUUCGGUGUCGGUGAACUCUCAGCUAUAAAUGGUAUUGCUGGUUCAUAUGCUGAAAUGGUACCAGUGGUACAUAUUGUUGGAACACCUUCAAUUGCAUCGCAGUUCAGUGGUGCUAUUAUUCAUCAUACACUUGGUAAUAAUGAUUUUCGAGUUUUUGCAAAUAUGUAUAAAGAAAUUACAAUUGCUCAAACAAAUUUAACAAGAAAAAAUGCUGUCGAAGAGAUUGAUCGUGUUCUUACUCAAUGUUGGCUUAAAUGUCGACCAGUUUAUAUUGGUUUUCCUGUAGAUCUUAGUAGCUAUGAAAUAAAUAUUAAUCCAUCAUUAAUUAAACCACUUAAUUUAUCUAUUACAUGCAAUCCAAAAGAUGAUCAUCAAGCAGCACUUGAAACUGUGCUUAAUCUUGUAAUAAAGGCUGAAAAUAUAAUUGUUAUUGUUGAUGCAUGUGCUAUUCGACAUGAAAUGAUGGAAAUAGUUAUAAGAUUUAUCGAACAUACUCAAUUACCUGUUUAUGUAACACCUAUGGCUAAAGGUAGUAUUGAUGAAAAUCAUUUACAAUUUCGUGGUGUUUUUGCUGGAAAUUCUUCAACAGAACGAGUACAAAAAGAAGUUUAUAGUGCAGAUCUUAUUCUUUCUAUUGGCUCAUUGAAGACCGAUGUUAAUACAGGUGGCUUUACGUAUCGAUUAUCAAAGAAAAAGACUAUUGAAUUUCAAACAUAUCAUACGAAAGUUUUCUAUGCUAUAUAUGAUAAAGUUGAUAUGCGUGAACUUUUACCUGAUUUAACUGAACAUUGGCCAAUCGAUAUUAUUCAUCCAUAUAAUGGUAAACAAUAUGAUAUUGAAAAGCCAAUAUUAGAUCCUAAGUAUCAAAAUGAAAUUCAGCAUGAAUAUUUUUGGAAUAAAUUAACAGAUUUUAUUCCAAAAAAUUCAAUUAUUAUUGCUGAAACUGGAACAGCUGAAUUUGGUGUUUUUAAUAUGCUUGCACCGCGAGGUGUGACAUUUUUAACACAAAUGUUAUGGAGUUCCAUCGGUUAUUCUAUUGGUGCUGCUUUAGGUGCAGCAUUAGCUGGAAAACAUGAAAAUCGUCGAGUAUUUCUUUUAGUUGGAGAUGGUUCUUUUCAAGUUGCAUGCCAAGAAAUAUCGUCUAUGUUACGAUUUAAAACUAAUUUAGUUAUUAUUUUAUUGAAUAAUGAUGGUUAUACAAUUGAAAAACUUCUUCAUAAUCCUGAUUGUGCUUAUAAUAAUAUUCAAAUGUGGCGUUAUUAUAAAAGUUUUGAAUAUUUUGGUGAUGGAUUAAAACAAAAUCGAGAACAAGCCAUCACUGGUUUUGCUGGCAUAGUUAAAAGUCAAGAUGAAUUUGAAAACGCUAUGACACAAAUAUUAAAAGAAACUGAUAAAAUUCAUUUUGUCGAAGUUGUUAUGCCAUCAAUGGAUGCACCAAAAAGUUUAAUAAUUACUAUUGAAGGUAUGAGAGAAUACAAGAAACAUGAACGAGAAGUACAAGAAUAA
Messenger RNA from Rotaria sp. Silwood2, 1641 nucleotides. NCBI's taxonomy places the organism in Eukaryota, Metazoa, Rotifera, Eurotatoria, Philodinida, Philodinidae. The record is from the annotation of a GenBank genome assembly.